Purpureocillium lilacinum is the source of this 807-nucleotide messenger RNA. RefSeq lists its product as uncharacterized. Gene Ontology annotation, biological process: chromatin remodeling. The record is from RefSeq and is a predicted model, not a curated record. Gene Ontology annotation, cellular component: Ino80 complex. Lineage: Eukaryota; Fungi; Ascomycota; Sordariomycetes; Hypocreales; Ophiocordycipitaceae.
AUGCCUCCCACCGGCAAAUCCGCAGACGCCCGGCGCAAGUCGGGCGGUAAGCCCAGUCUGCUCGUGACUUUGACCGUGCCCUCGCGUCAGCUCCGAGAAAUCGUCGACCCCGACUCCAUCAAGGAAGACACGCCAUCCGUCAAGUCGCCGUCGGAGCCCAAGGACGUCAAGGAUUCGCCCGCCAACUCAGCCAGCCUCGCCGCCGCGCCGACCGCCAAUGGCGAAAACGCGAGCGAUUCGAAUGCAGCCACCCCGGCUGCCGAGGGCACUCCCGCCCCGUCCGUCAUGGGGCCUCCCACCGAGGGACCCAAGAAGAGAGGAACAAAGCGCGGUGCGGCAGGCCUCAUUGACGGUGUCCCCAAGCCAAGGGGGAAGCCGGGCCCGAAGAAGAAGCCUCGCCUGGAGGAUGGCACAAUAGAUCACUCGGCAAGCCGACCUUCUGGCGCACACAAGCUGGGCCCCAAGGCGAACCAAGGCGCAAUCAACGCCGGCCUUCGUGCACUCGACAGAAGCGGCAAGCCUUGUCGCAAGUGGGCGCGCGGCGGCUUCAAACUCAAGAGCUUCACCGGCGUCGUCUGGGACGUCCCAAGAUGGACUGCGCCUCCGAAGAAGGAUCCGGAGUCCAGCAAUGGCGAAUCCGGCGCCCCAUCUGCGGCGGACAAUAGCAGCAGCAAAGAGAACAAAGAGAACGGCCAAGAGGGCAACAGCGCCAGCAACAGCAACAGCGGCGCCGACGCCGAGAUGCGCAGUGUCCACAGCGUCAACGCAUCGUCUCCCGCGCCAAUGGCCGUCGCGGCCGCAUCGUAG